AUGUUCUUCACAUUCUUUUUGAACUCGCGGCAUCGGUGGAGGGUGCGACGACGAUUCUACAUUGGUAUAUCUACUGGGGCUCGGGCGGGUAGCUGGGGCUCGGGGAAGUGGCGAGGGUCAACUCCGCGUUUAGCGUGGUCAAGCGCACUUGUCUCACGCGUGAAGCGUCAGCAUCCUUGUCCGCGCUGCGGAACCAUGACAGCUCGGCAUACGCAUGCCAGCACUUGCAUCCGCCCAGCACUUCCCAACAAGGACACGCUCGACGUCGCGCGGCUGACAGGCACUCUCGGUCACAAUGGCGUCGCCGAGCUGCCGCCGGGCUCUCCAAAGUCCAACAAAAAUGCGUCGCUCAAUGCCAGCCUUGCCCGUUACCCACAGAGUGUGCAGGGAACGAGUGACAGCUUCGGGCACUCGGUAUCUCUCCCUCAGUCAGACGACUCGGCAGUUUCGUCUGACAUAGACGACGCCAUUGAGAACUAUGACCAGCUCCAACUCGAUCCCGACACCUUGAUCCUCAAUACCAGACGCAGCCUCGACGAAGCCUACCGACCUAGCAAUUCCAAGAUGGAAGGGAAAGAGCAGAACGGCGAGCAGGAAGAAUCUGCGUCAGAAGCAAAGCGCGGCCAUAAGAAACGCAAUAGCAUUCAGAUCAGACUGGCGCGGACAGAUAGGAAAGGAAAGUACAUUCUCACCGCCGAUGAUCCUGAAAUCAAAGCAAUCUUAAGAAAGGGCAUUGAGAGGGAAGCGGAGGAGGCAGAGGGCAAGAUCAAGAAGCCGCCGCGCAUCAACUUUCGCGACCUCGUCUUCACACGUCGAUUCACCACAUUCGAUCGGCAGAAUCCCGCGAGUGCCGACAGUCCCUUCUUUGGCUUCUUCACGCUAUUCUGGAUAUGCAUGUUCCUCAUCUUCUUUCAAGUCGCCCUGCGAAACUGGCGCGACUAUGGCAGCUGGCUGGGCGGCAAUCAAAUCAUGAGGAUGAUGUUCACAAGAGAUGUAUUCUUGCUAGGCGUCACAGAUGGAGUCAUGUGGAUCGCGACCUUUGAAGGAUACUUCUUCCAGAAACUCGUCAGCCGUGGAUAUAUCAGCUGGGGCAGAAGUGGCUGGGUCGUUCAAAAUAUCUGGCAGAUGGCAUAUCUGGGAUCGGUGAUUGGAUGGGCACAUUUUCGGCAAUGGCCAUGGACGCAUACCAUCUUUGUCGUCCUCCAUGGACUUGUCUUUCUGAUGAAGCAACACAGCUAUGCUUUCUACAACGGCUAUCUGUCCGGCGUGUACAGGCGGAAACGUCUGCUGGAGCAAAAGCUGAAGGAUUUGGAGAAUCUAGAGCCGCUACUCUCUCCGCCCACCAGCCCGACUUCACCCCGCGAGUCCUUUAUCGAAGUCUCUUCCAGUGUCGAUCUCAGUCCAAAGACCGAUGAUAUGAAGAGGCGACGUCCUUCGACCGGACCGCGAACAUCCACCAAUUUCAAGAAAGAGCACUCUCUCGUUGCAAGCGUUGCCGCGGCGAUUGAGUCAGGCCAAUCUCUCACUGCCGACCAAAUGUCGACCAUGUCCGACAUUGUCAAGCACGAGAUCUCUGAUCUUGAGAAAGAGCUUCGCGGCAAGAGCGACAGCAAUGCCAAGGCUUACCCGAACAAUCUCACACUCGGCAAUUACAUCGAAUAUACCUGCUUCCCCACCCUAGUCUACGAGCUCGACUAUCCCCGUCAAGAGAGGACUAACUGGUGGUAUGUUUUGGAGAAGUCCGUUGCCACCUUCGGCGUUCUCUGCGUCAUGCAAGUCAUCUCGCAAGGCUUCAUCUACCCCCUCGUCCGGCGCAGUCUCGACAUGAAGGAGACGAAUAUGCCUCUCGAGGACCGAUGGCGAGAAUUUCCUUUCAUUGUCAGCGACAUGCUAUUUCCCAUGCUCAUCGAACAGCUACUUACCUGGUACGUGAUCUGGGAAUGUAUCCUCAACGUCCUCGCCGAAGUCACUCGAUUCGCCGAUCGAGGCUUCUACGGCGACUGGUGGAACAGCGUCACGUGGGACCAGUAUGCUCGAGACUGGAAUCGACCAGUCCACAACUUCUUGCUGCGACACGUUUACCACAGCAGUAUCUCCACCUUCCACCUCAGCCGGAAGGCGGCCACAUUUGUGACAUUUCUCCUCUCGGCCUUGGUGCACGAAAUGUGCAUGGCUCUGAUCUUUAGCAAAGUCCGAGGCUAUCUCUUCUGGAUGCAACUCCUGCAAAUGCCUUUGGUGGCAUUUAGCAGGAGUAAGUUCAUGAAGGGGAGAACGGUGCUUGGGAAUGCCAUUUUUUGGACCGGACUUUUCAUUGGGCCGGCCUUACUCACAAGUCUAUAUCUAUGGAAAUCUGGUGUUCUGAGAUUUGUAUAGCUAGGGCAUAGAUUGUACUUUAUUAUUGAUUUAUGAAUUAUGAAAUUACUUGAACG
This is a messenger RNA of Pseudocercospora fijiensis CIRAD86, 2429 nucleotides long. RefSeq lists its product as uncharacterized. The transcript has 4 exons. The record is from RefSeq and is a predicted model, not a curated record. Gene Ontology annotation, biological process: ergosterol metabolic process. Bases 1 to 2373 code for a protein of 790 amino acids. NCBI's taxonomy places the organism in Eukaryota, Fungi, Ascomycota, Dothideomycetes, Mycosphaerellales, Mycosphaerellaceae. Gene Ontology annotation, molecular function: ergosterol O-acyltransferase activity. Gene Ontology annotation, cellular component: endoplasmic reticulum membrane.